GGGUUUUUUUCCUCUCGUCUUUUUUUCUCCUCCAGCCGGGCUAUUCAAACCUGCAGAUCUAAGUAAACAAUCGUUCGCUCGCUUAAUGCAAAUAAUGCGGCAUUUUACGCGUCGCCGUUCUGAUGCGGUCUAAAGCGCGUCUUUUAGACACCUAAAAUAUGGGCUUCUGCAGAAUAUGGCGCCCUGUCCUUAUAAAAAUAAGACAGGCUGCCAUUUUUGUUUUCCUUUUGUCUGAAAUUUUUAAUAAAACUGUCUGAGAAUGUGGGAGAGGCAGACGUCUCCGCAUCUUUACGCCACGAUAGGCGUCUGAUCGCGGUUUUUGCGGCUUUUUCAUUCGAUUUGCUAUCCAAGACGACGCGCAUUUAAUUGGAUAUGAAUUGGAGGAUGCCGAUAGAAUAGAAGAAAAGUUAAAAUGGCAGAACCUCGAUUUAAUAAUCCAUAUUUUUGGCCUCCUCCUCCGUCUAUUCCCAGUCAGCUGGAUAACCUCGUACUGAUCAACAAGAUCAAGGAACAGCUAAUGGCGGAGAAAAUCAGACCUCCGCACCUGCCGCCCACUUCUGUCCCUUCCCAGCAGCCCCUACUGGUGCAGCCCACACCCACAGAAAGCGGGCAACACAAUAUAUCAACACCCAAGCUCCAGCAGAUGUCCGGGCUUCAUGCUCACAGUACCUCGCAGCCAGACAUCGCCCUGCACGCGAGACCCGCCUCCAGCACCGUAGCAGUCUGUGCAGGUCGAAUUCUUGGGGACGUAAACUUGAAUCUGGACGACAAGACGGCUAUUAAGGCAAGGGGGUUGUGGGAAGACUGGCAUUUGCGCCAAAUCAUAGACCAGCCAUCCAGAGCGAAUCAUCUGUCAGGACUGUCUCUGACUUCUUCUCGAAGUGCCAAUCAUAUCACAUCAGAGUCCACAACGCCAACCACACUGAGCACCCCAACCAGCAGCAGUCAAACCCGCCAGGCCACUCCAUCCCCGAAUCUCAUCUCAGGGCUGUGUGGCGGGGCGGGAAUGGAGGCCAUCAAAAACAGCGCUGGGCUGUCAGGACUUUUAGGUCCGUCGCCGAAAAGCAUAGGAAGGGGGCGCAAAAAGAUCAAAGCCGAAAAUCCGUCUGGUCCUCUGUUAGUCGUUCCGUACCCGAUCCUGGCUUCUGGAGCUGAGCAGUCACCUGUUAGCAUCACUGCCAAAGAGGGCAGAACCUACAGAUGUAAAGUUUGCCCGUUGACGUUCUUCUCGAAGUCAGACAUGCAGAUCCACUCCAAGUCGCACACGGAAGCAAAGCCACACAAGUGUCCUCACUGCACCAAGUCCUUCGCAAACGCAUCUUACCUGGCCCAGCACCUGCGCAUUCACCUGGGAGUGAAGCCGUAUCACUGCUCCUACUGCGAGAAAUCCUUCCGCCAACUCUCUCAUUUACAACAACACACCAGAAUCCACACCGGUGAUCGGCCGUAUAAAUGUCUUCAUCCAGGUUGUGAAAAGGCUUUUACGCAACUCUCGAAUCUGCAGUCUCAUCAGAGGUCACACAAUAAAGACAAGCCUUACAAAUGCUCCAACUGUUACCGUGCGUACUCUGACUCCGCCUCCCUCCAAAUUCACGUGUCUGCUCACGCCAUCAAGAACGCCAAGGCGUACUGCUGCAGUAUGUGUGGCAGAGCGUACACUUCAGAGACGUACCUUAUGAAACACAUGGCUAAGCACACCGUGGUAGAACACAUGGUGAGUCAACACUCUCCGCAACGGACCGAAUCACCCAACGUUCCCAUCCGCAUCUCGCUCAUCUGAAGACGCUGAUCCUGCAUCAGUCUGCGGUCGGUCUUUCCCAAUGUUGGCGUAAGCAAAAUCACCUGUUCUUGGUGGUUUCACAUUUUUUGUGUGUUUGUUCGUUUGUUUUACUUCAUUCCAGAAGGUAUUGGACUGUGCGGAUGGAAGUUCAGAAAAGGAGCAGCAGUGUUUAUUUGGGAGGUUUUGUUCCUCUUCUUGAACUCAUUGUUAAGAGGGAAUAAUCGGGAAUCCAAAGAUGGUUUAGCAGCACUUUCAGGCCACACAGUUAGUUUUGGCUUUAAACAUUUCGGGUCUGUUACGACAAUAAAGGCAUUGCUCUGGGCAGCUAAACGGUAGGUAUUAUGCAUAAAAAAACAAACAUACGCCGUAUGUUUUAAACAUGGACCAAGUCCAGUACCUCUUCUCAUAUUUUUCUAUGCUGUCUGGGAAAAUUCCCCUUUUUUGGGCAACUCAAAGUUGGCUUGGAGACCAAUGGUCUCGUGUUUUAAUAAUGUCAAUCAUAAAAUGUUUUCAUGCAUAUAAAAUUUCCUCGCUUCCUGGGGAAAAUGUAAUAAAAAUAGCUUUAGCGUUAAGAUAAAAUUUUUAUUAAGAGGACUGUUAUGAAACUGCAGAGGACUUUAUAAACAAAUCAGCACAUUUGGAUGUUAUUAUUGCUUCAGAAAUGUGUGUGCCAAAAAUAGAUAUGUUAAAAUGGCAUACCAUUCGGAUAUUUCCCAGCACUGAACAGAACGGGCAAAUACACUUAUGACUCUGCGACGACUCGAACCAUCUGCCUUGUGUUACGGGUUUGAGUUGGCAUUUGCAUUUGACAUGUGAGAUAAAUUAAACUCACAAAAAAAAAACAACGAACAUUAUUUCACCCCUAAAGAAAAAAAGUUGCAGUGUGACAUAAAAAUGACCGUAAGCCCCGCCCACAUUGUAAUUACUGUAACACAACAAAAAAGAUGAUACUGUAUUAAAGUGAUCAAGUGCAUUUGUAAAGAGCUAUUUUAAGUAUACAUAAUGGUAGUAUUGUUAAACUUAUUGUGUGUAUUAAAAGAAAAAACUAAACCAUUGUGGCCAGAUAGGAUCGGGGGUUAAUUCGUCAUAAAAUAAUGUCACAUUGCAAGAAGUCUGACUGAAUCGGGCUUUGUAUUUCAUGCAAAAUAUCUGUAUUUUUCUUUUUGUGGUGAAAUAGAUUACCAGGCAUUACUUUGUGAGAUUUACACAAAGUAGCACAAAAUCUGCAUUUUACACAUAAAAGCUCAUGAGAUUACCCAUGAGGUUUGUGUAGCUGUAUCUAUAUCUAGAAUACCUCCCUGGAUUAUUAUACACAUUUAUACUUACUAUUAUGUUUAAAUAUUAACAACUAACAUGUUUAUUUUUCACAUUUUAAGCCUUAACCAUUUUAUCACUAGUUGUUUACCAUCACGUUUUCUAUAUUUUAUACCAUAUUGGUGUUUACUUGUGUACUCUGUACUUUUAUGUAAUAUUAUUUCCUAGCAUGAACAUGCUGUAAAUAAACGAUACAGUACUUAAGUGUUAACCAGUUUAUAUAAAAUGACUACAUGUCUAGUUAUUAUAAAAAUAUACCUUUUUAAUUCACUUUAAAUUGUGGUACUAAGACUUGGCUGCUACAAGAAAAGUCAAGAUAUUGAGAGGGGGACUUUGUAAAAGUUAAUGAAUAAAUAAAUGAGAAAAUCCAA
Molecule: messenger RNA, 3465 nt
Organism: Paramisgurnus dabryanus
Lineage: Eukaryota; Metazoa; Chordata; Actinopteri; Cypriniformes; Cobitidae
Gene: znf362a
Product: zinc finger protein 362a
Biological process (GO): regulation of transcription by RNA polymerase II
Cellular component (GO): nucleus
Molecular function (GO): RNA polymerase II cis-regulatory region sequence-specific DNA binding; DNA-binding transcription factor activity, RNA polymerase II-specific
Source: RefSeq, a predicted model, not a curated record